Messenger RNA from Petromyzon marinus (sea lamprey), 3463 nucleotides. Lineage: Eukaryota; Metazoa; Chordata; Hyperoartia; Petromyzontiformes; Petromyzontidae. The record is from RefSeq and is a predicted model, not a curated record.
GUACUUGGUGGUGGUGGCUGUGGUACUUGGUGGUGCUUGGUGGCGGUGGUGCUUGGUGGCUGAGGCGCUUGGUGGCGCUUGGUGGCGGUGGCUGUUGUUGCUGGAGAAAGUGGAGGCUUCGUCUCGCUAUCACCAUGAGUUCCCCACGCGCUGAGCUCGACUCCAGCCGGCGCCGGGGGCUGGUCCAAAAGCGGAACGUCUCGGACCUAGUGCCAUCCUUUGUGGUGGAUGAGGGGCUGAGCGCGGCCAUGGCGACGCGGCCUCGCAGGCGCCAGUCCAUGUUGUUAGGGCCAGCAGAGAUCAGUGCCUACCAGAGUCAAGGAGUCGGCGUGAAUCAGAGCGAAUUGCUCGGCCGUGCCCGCAAAGUGGCGGCGCUGGAUCUGGAGGAGUUGUCGCUACCCAUGGCCGCCCUCCAGGGCACUGCUGCACCCAGGCUGGACCCGGCUCCUCCGUGCCCUCCGGCCGUGACAAGCAACGCAGCGGCCAAUGUUAACUCCAGCAGCAGUAGUAGCAGCAGCAGCGACUCUGAAAUGGAGGCCGGCAUGGAGCAGCUGUCAUCUUCCGAGCGCAAGAGACUUCGGAACAUCCAGGAGAAUGCAAAGUUCCUUGCGGCUCUCAACAUUCAAAAGGAAGUGGAGAGCCUGAAAGAAGUUAAUAAACGUUCACACAGCUCCAGAGUGAAGGUGAAGCAGCCGCCGCUGCCCCUGCGCAAGCUGUCCCGCCGCUUGCGCAAGCUGGACCCGUCGGGCGUGCCGCUGCCCGAGAAGCAGCCCUUGCUCACCGCAGCAGAGUCUCACGUGCCAGCAUCAGGACUCAAGAAGCUCAGGGCAUCUGGGCCACUGAAGAUGGAGGCCACCAACCUGUCCAUGGAGGAGCAGAAUGCCCUACUCGAGGUGUGGAGGAAAAGCGAGAUCGUUGAGACUGAUGGUCGCGAGCCUUGCGACUCUGCGUGGCUGCUCGGGUUGCGUCAGGGCAACUGCCGUAUCGCCAAGGUGAUGAGGGAGAAAAUCUGCUCGGUGGCCGUGCACCCAACCAUGGACCACGUCCUCAUGGCUGCUGGGGACAGCCAGGGCAACGUGGUCUUCUGGGACCUGGACUCGUCGCCGGGGGAGGCCGCAGCCGUGACUCUGUUCCGGCCGCACGUCGACCGCGUGUCUUGCCUGUGCUUCCCGCCGACACAGCCCACGCAUCUCUACUCGAGCAGCUUUGACGACUCGCUGCGCUGCGCCGAUCUGCACCACGGUGUCUUCGAUGAGGUGUACGCCGGCGAAUCGAAUGAACAUGUGGGCCUCACCAGCUUCGACUUCCAGGCUGAGGAUGGUGCCUCGCUGCUGGUGGGCCGCCGCGACGGCGCCGUGGAGCUCGUCGACUGCAGGAGCCCGAGGAAGUGUGGCGAGCAGAAGUGGAUGGUGCACCAGAAGAGGGUCCACUCAGUGCACGUGCACCCCACGCAGAGGCACUACUUUGUGACGGCGUCCACCGACUGCACCGUACAGAUCCAUGACGUCCGUGCGAUGGGCGUGGGCCAACGCAGCGGCACCGCUGCCACCGCCGUGGCCGUGCUACAGCAGCACAGCCGGGUGGUGCACUCGGCGUACUUCUCACCGCUCACCGGCAGCCGCCUGCUCACCACCUCCAUUGACAACUCCAUGCAUGUGUACCAGACCCGCGUUCUGGGCUCGCAGAUCACUCGCACCGCCAGGAUAUGCCAUAAUAACGACACGGGCCGAUGGCUUUUGCCGAUGAGAGCCAUCUGGGUGCCAGGCGGCGAGGACAUGUGGAUGUGCGGCAGCAUGGAGUGGCCACGCCACCUCGACGUCUUCUCAGCCACAGGGCAGAAGCUGCUGGUGGUGGGGAAGGAGGAGAUAUCGAGCAUCUGCACGGUGAUCGCCUUUCACCCGACGCGACCCGUGCUCGUGGCCUGCAACUCGAACGGGAAGGUGCACUUGUUUGCUGGCUAGCCCGGAUCGCUGUGCCAAGAUUCCGCCACUGUCAACGUGUGAGCUCGGGGACACGGAGCGAUUUCCCCAAUCAACAUACGCCCCUUGUGUCGAGUAACCCCUGGAGAAUCUGUUCUUUAUGAUCGGUACAAAUUAUAAACGAAUACCGCCUGUAGAGUAAUGGGGCGGAUGAGACGGUGUGGACGAGAUGGAGAGAGUGGGACGGGGCGAACAGGAUGGGUCACCAACACAGGGCGAGCGACAUGGAAGAGAAUGCAUCGAGUCUCACUCGGGGGUGAAGUGUAGUUGCUUCGUGCGUGUAUGUCUUUGUUUUCAACGUGGAGACCAUAGGUGUUGUUUUGUUGUAUCUUUCCAGGGUUGCUUCCCUAAAUCAGUAGUUCUCAAUCUGGGUGGUACUUUUGUCCAAAUCCGAGAGGUCUCCAUAACAAAUUGCACGGCUGUGCGUUUGAUUCGUUGAGCUCGGGCUGUUCAACUUAGAAGCGUUGCUCACCCAAGAUAAGCUUGCAGUUGCCGCCACGUGGAACAUGUGGGCGACUUGUUUCCUUUUUAAGUUCAGCUGCUGCCGGGAGGCGGUGGCAGCUACGCCAUGCGUGGUCUGCAACCGAGCACUGUGGUGGCAGCAACGAGGGCUGGCGGAUCGCACAAAUAUUCCGGAACUCCCCUUCCCGUGGGCGUUGAGUAGUUGCUUUACCCUGGCUCGCUAGAAGAAGGCGGUACGGCCAAAAUGGUGGACUCCACCUGUUCCAUCUGUGUAGGAUCGAGUAUUUCCCCCUCACCGUGCGUGGGUUUUCUCUGGGUGCUCCGGUUUUGCCGGCUCACUUCCACAUCUGCUUCCUUUGCUCGUCACGUGUUUCCUCCUCGCGCCUCUCUCUGUAGGAGAGUGACUCCUGCACAGCGGCGGUGGGCACCGUGUGUGUGUGUUCGUGAGAUUGACGGUGUCUGUGCUUAACCGCAGAGUUUCCCCCAUCCGUGUUAAUGUCAACAUCACUUUUUUUAAACGCAAAAAGCCUCCCCGUGUACAUCCCGCUGCUUUGAACUACACCGAGCAAGAUGUGUCCAGGGGCGUCUUGUGGCGAACGUCAUUACAGUUUCGUGGCCAGUUGCAUCAAACACCUCAAGUGCUUAUCCCUUGAAUGUGCCUGGAAUUAAAUCGACCGGGCGAAAUUCCGUUUGGUGUUUUAUGCAACGUAAGUGUUCGUCAAACGACGUGGUUAAUUAUAUUAAUAUGCCCAGUGGGCAUUGUUUCAAGGGGUAUGGAUGAAGCCUGAGGUCACAGUAUAGUGAGGGCCUUUGUCGCCUUGUGUGUUAGGCAGGCACGUGCCUCUCGGCUUGCUUGGCGUGAGCGUGCGCUCGCAAACCACGAGCUGUGCACGUUCCCGAGGGCCUGGGUGCUGCACUCAUUGAAGCGCGGUGGUCUUUACAUGGAUAAAGAGACACUGACACAAAUAUAUUCUUAGCUCUUUCGGUAAAGUCACAUUGAAGGGAAGCAAUAAAAUAAUAAA